UGCUGUUUCUGCUACAAUUCACGCUGUUUUUCCAACUAACCACGAUGAAUAAUGAUUCGAUUAACACAUUUUACGUAUCUUUUAUUUCCCAGUGAAUAUGGCGCAGAAAACAUGGCAAAAUCCGACGCUUUAGCUGCGAAAUGACAGUUAGCAUUGGCGUUAGCUUGCACCGGGCUCGUACAUGCACAUGGUCCUGGUGGGAGUUCAAACUUUGGCUCCUGCAUUCCUGGAUUAUCUUAUUUUUUUUUCACCGUUGGCUCCAAGACGCUGCUGCUGCUGCUCCCACCAUGCCUGCUCAACUGUGAGAGAAUGAAACCCAAGGAAGUGCUGCGAGGGAGGGGUCUGCCGCUUUAAAGCCUCUCAGCGCUCCGGCUGUUUAUUCUGAGACGUGACAAGACCAAGGAAGUACUGAACACACUUACAGAAAAGCCAUGGAGAAAGACGUGGAGGACUUGGUGGAGAUGAUACGGCUGUAUCCAGAGGGCAUCCCUGUGAAAAAGCUGGCCAUGGCCUUCCAGCAGACCUUUCAUCGCAACCUGUGUCCAGGGGACCUGGGCUGGGACUCCUUGGCUAGCCUAUUAGAUGACCUGGAUGAAGAGCUGCUUGUUAAAGAUGGAAAAGUAUUCCACAAGACUGUCUACACUGGGGACAGCAUUGUGAAGCCUAAAACGCCCAAGCUAACCAAAGCAGAUCGUGAAAAAAUAAUCCAGAACAUUCUGACCAUGAUUAAGGAGCAUCCAAAAGGAAUUCGUCUGAAAACCUUGGGCUCUGUAUAUGUGCAGAAAUACAAGAAAAAAAUGUUCCUAACACAACUUGGUUUCACAACAAUGGAAGGGCUGGUGGAGUCCCUAAGCGAGCAUCUAUUUGUGAAAGGAAAGCGUGUGGUUCAUAACAUGUACAUGAAGCAACAAGAAACCCCCAACUGUCCAGAACCUAGCGAUCUCCAGUCAGCUGCCUGCCCCACAGAGGGGGUUUUACCCAAGGCUGCACUCUCCUUCCUGGGGCCUCCACUGUUCAACACGCCCUCUGUGUUCGGCACAACUAGUCUACUCACGACCUUACCCAGCACUGCGCCCAGACCGGAGCUAAGGCUGACCCAGGACCAGCUGUUUGAACGGGUCAUGGAGGUCAUGCAGAAGUACAACCUGGACGACCCCCCAAUCACCAAGCUCCAAAGCUGCUAUUUGAAACACUUUGGCUCAGAGCUUCCCUUUGCUCAAUAUCUGUCGCUAUAUGACAACUGGAAGACAUCCAGUAGUAAAGGCAGCGGCAACCCCGACAACACCAAGACAGCAGCACAACCACAACCAGCAGAGGGAGCUACAGCACCUAAAUGCCCCAUUGGAAAUGGAGCUUGGAAAAAUCCUGAAGUUGCACCUGUGACGGCCGCCUCCUUCGGCCUCCUCUUGGACAACGACUUCCCCGCGCUGGGAGCAAAAGUACCCCAAAAGCAGAGCUCCACGGUUGGGACGACUGACGCACCAAAGCCCAAGAGCAGCAGCAGUAGCGUGUUCAUGGAGGGCUACCACAGACAGCUGAGGGAGGUGCACGGGGCCAACAUGAGGGCGGUUGAGGCCAUGGAGGAGGCUGGGGGACGAGAGAGGAGCUGGAGCACGAGGCUGGACCCAGACAACGUCCACAACCUCAUGAAGGACGUGAUACGGGACAUUGCCUCGGAGGGAGAGCUCGUCACCAAAGAGCGGGUAAUUUCCCAAACCUGCCAGCUGCUGCAGAUCACCUCUUUGGAAUCAGCCCGAAUCAAGCCCUGGCAGAUCCAGGCUCUUAAAGACCUGCAGUACACUAUAAGAGAGGUCAACAUGUUCUUGGAGGCCACAGAGUCGGUGUCGUGCAUGUGUACACUGUAUGAGCUGGGUCAGGCACUGGCUGCACUUAAAGACAAGAAGCGCUACGAGGAGCUGAACCUGGGCCCUCUGUGCAAACUGCCCUUGGUGCACCGCAUGUUCAAGAUCGACGGCAACACCAAAGACGAUGACAUCCAACAGAUCCAGACUGUGGACAUACUUAAGCAUCUUCGCAAUUUUCGAAGGAAAAAUACCAAAGUUAAAGUCGACCUUGCAGAUUUUAUGAAGUACCUGGCUGAUCAGUACAACUGUGACUCUCCCUAUGAGCUGGGCAUCCGCAUUCACAGUGUGGGCCUCCCUAUUUCAACCCUAUCGAAGGUUUCCCGCAAUGAGCAUGCUCUGCUGGAGAACGCCCGAGAGCAGAUCCAGAAGGAGCUGGAGGAGGAGACGCUGGGGCGGCUGAGGAAAAUUAAGAGAAGUGUAUUGGAUGCCCUCCCAGCCUCUGUGCCCGGGGACAACACCGACCUGAGGAAGAAGUACGCCAGUCUGACCGCGGCUGAGGUGGUGCUGGCUGUCUUCUCCAACGCAGAGGGAGUGUUCAGCCCCAGGAUGACCAAGCAUGUGCAGGCCUUCCUGCUGCAGGUGUCUGGGGACCGUCUGGCCACAGCUCUGUUUCAGCUGUCCAUCUGUGGAGGCUCCCUGGCCCAACCUCAGGACCUAGUGCUUAAGGACAAGAGCUCCAAAGCCCACGAGCAGACCAAACCAGAGGAGAAGCCCUCCAAACCGCGCCCCACUGAAGGUGCAGUGCAGCAGUUUGUGAAGGACAGCCUCUCCUCUCACACCUCCACCAUCACUCUGGCUUUCAUGGCUGCUCUGGAGAAGAAACUCAUUAAGCACUUCUACCUCCAGAACUUCCUCUGCUUGGAGAUGGGCACCUUCUUGGACUUCCUUGUGAAACACGUGCAGCUGGUGCAGGAGUGCCUGGGCUCGGCUCUGUUCCUCAGUAGCAGCAGUGUUGGGCUGGGGGGCGCUGGGUUCAGGCCCACUCGUCAGGACGUGUUUGAGUUCAUCAAACAGUGUGGGGAUCUGAACCAUACAGACCCAGAGCAGCUCUCAUUGAUAGAGACAGCACUGCGCUCCCAUUACAGGCUGAGGGACAGCAGAGACCUGGGCUUUGGGGCUCUGCACAGACUGGCCGGCCUAGUGCAGCAGCAGAAGCAACUGUCCGGAGGAGGACUCAGCCCGGUCUACUACGAGCUGGCACUGCUGGUCAAACGCAGCAGCUCAAGCGCUGAGGUCGAGGGUGAGUCCGUGGGACGCCUGGGGGAGAUGUCCAAGGACCAGGCCCUGUCCAGUCUACUGUCCUGCCCCCUCCUGGAGGACUUAGGCCAGUGGAGCCAAUGGGACCUCGUGUUCAAACCUCUCUAUGGCCCUUUGAAAGAUUUUAUUGAAAGAAAUGCAGGCACCAGUGGUCUCUCUGCUCUGGAAGUGUGCCCCGGGGUGCUGCUCAGGACCACAUCGCACACAGGAGAGCAGGACUUCAGUGUAGCUGCAGAGAGCCUGGACGCCGUGGGCACUGCGGGGCAUCUGGUGUCCAUGGUGGUGGCCUACGGGGUGGACAACGCCCCCCUGGCUCUGCUGGCCAAUCACAUGCAGAGCUCAUUGGCAGCGGCUGUGGCCAGAGAAGAUUUGUCCCAGGCUCAUGAAGACGUGUCAUGCUACAGAAGAGUGGCUGAGUUUGUUUUGGCUUGUUUAGUUCGAAUCCCCACAAGAACCUGCAGGACUCUGAUGCAGCAGGUGUUUCUGGAGCCCUUUUCCAAAGUGCUGGGUCAGACGCGCUCUAAGGUAGUUCUGAUGAGCGUGGCCCAGUCAAACCCACAGCACCUGAACCUCCUGCACCGCCUGGGCAUCCUGCUAGGCAUCACAGACUGGAUUAAGGACUACUACAGGAAGCUGAACCCGCCUCUGCUCCAGGAGAGACCCACAUGCCAAGAGGCAGUGAGGGGGGCCAAGUCUAAUAACAUACAUUCAGAGAGCAGCAGUGAGUUUGACUUGAGUGACACUGAGGAUACUGAUAUGUUAGACACCUCCUCUUCUCUAAACCUACGAGUGAAUGGUGACAUGGACGUCAAAGUGGAGGAGGAAGAAGAAGAAGAAGAGGAGGAGGAAGAUGACGAGGAGCUGUACGAGCUGGCCAGUAUUCCUAACAGAGAGGCUACAGAUCAGAGCAGCGAGGGAGAACCAAGCCCAGAGGGAGACCAAAGAGAAGGAGACACAGACCAAGAGCAGCAGGCCCAAGUCACGGAGGAGAGAGGGGGGCUGUGUCCAGAACAAGCCCUCAUCGAAGACAUCAGGAAGAGUGAGUUUGGAGUGGGCGUGGAGCUGACCGCAGAGGGCCAGAAGCUGAUGCAGGUGCACCAGGAGCGCCUGGGCCGAAGCCUGGAUCGCCUCUCCACAGAGCUCUACAGCAAAGACACACACUUUGUCCUGGAGCUCAUUCAGAAUGCAGACGACAACAGUUAUGCAUUAGAGGAUGGAGUGACCCCUGCCCUGGCCUUUGUGGUGGAGAGAGACUGCAUCACUGUACUCAACAAUGAGACAGGCUUUCAGGAGAAAAACAUCCGGGCGAUCUGCGAUGUGGGCCGCAGUACCAAGGGAAAGCACACGUACGGAUACAUAGGACAAAAAGGGAUCGGGUUUAAGUCUGUGUUCAAGGUAACAGACUGUCCUGAGAUCCACUCCAAUGGCUUCCACCUGCGCUUUGACAAGACCUGUGGACCCAUGGGUUACAUCCUGCCCCACUGGACUGAGGACCAGAGGGAUGUGAGCCCCCUGCUGGAGGACAUCAGCCACCACAGCUGGAGCACAAAGAUCUGCCUGCCCCUGCGCUCUGAGAGUCACCAGACCAGAAACCUGUUCCAUGAUGUGCACCCGUCUCUCCUACUGUUCCUGCACCGCCUGCGUUCCAUCACCAUCUACAACCAGCUGGAGAACCGCCAUGUCACCAUGUCGCGUAAAGACCUGAGCCAUAACGUGCUGGAGGUGGAGCACACUGAGGGCAUGGAGCGCUGGCUGGUCAUCAAGAGCAUGCUCACUCCACGGAAGAUCAAAGACGGAGUGGAGGCGACAGAGCUGGCUCUGGCCUUCCAGCUGAGCACAAAGGACACAGGGAAUGAGGUCAUAGGGCAGCCGCAGAAACAGCCCGUGUUUGCCUACCUGCCCCUCCGCACCUUUGGCUUCCGCUUCAUCAUCCAGGGGGACUUUGACAUCCCCUCAUCUCGAGAGGACGUGGACCGAGACAGCUCCUGGAACCAGUGGCUCCGCUCGGAAAUCCCUCAGCUCUUUCUGCAGGCCAUGGAGGUCUUUAAUACCCACCCAGACUUCAGAGGGCUCCGAGGUCUGUGCCACUUCCUCCAGUUCAUCCCUCUGCCCGAUGAGAUCCUGGACUUCUUCAAACCCGUGGCACAGCACAUCAUCCAGCUGCUCAAAGGGAGAGCCUUCCUGCCCACGCUCAGCACAGAUGGUAAAGUGGUGUACAAGCUGCCCUCCCAGGUGGCCGUGUGUCAGGACCCUGUGAUCCGUGAUGUGAUUGGAGGAGAGGAGCUGGAGAAGCACCUGUCCCUGUCUUACCUGCACCCCGGCCUCAGCCCCGCCCCUCCAUCUUCCCUGCUGCGAGAGCUGGGGGUGCGCUACCUAAGAGGGCCAGACGUCACCACGGUAACCUCCGCCAUGGCCAAAGACCUCAUGAAGAUGGAGGGCAUUCACUCAGAGGGCGGGCUGCAGAAACUGGCCAAGCUGCUGGUGUGUAACUUUCGCGCUCUGGAGCACGGAUACGGAGAGGCCGACUCCAUCCUGCAGACACUCAGAGACUUACCCAUAAUCCCCCUGUCUGACGGCCGCGUGGUGGCCCUCAGCACAGAGGGAGUCUUCUUCCCUAUGGAGGAGACCAGCAACAAGAAGAACAAGAGCAAGGCUCACAACACUGGCCCCCUGAGCGCGCUGUACCAGGACGUGUGCGUGGUCCACCCCACCCUGCUCAGCUGCAUGGACCCUCUGGAGAGUCAGCAGGUCAGGGAGCUGCUCAGGAGGCUGGGCGUACAUGAGCUGGAGCCAGAGGAGCUGCUUCAACAACACAUCUACCCGGCCAUACAUAGUGCCAAGUGGAAGUCCAAACCAGAGGCGGUGGUGGUGAGCUACUUGGUGUUCAUAAAGCAGCACUCCUCAUCCUCCUCUAUGCAGGAGCUGUCUGACACUGCAGUCCCUGUGCUCACCAGCAGGGGGCUGCUCUGUCCCAAAGACAGCCGAGUCUACUUCUCUGAGGAGUACGGCAACAUCAACCUAAACAGCAGACUGCCCGGCCAUGAGUGGGUGCUGCUGAGCCCCUGUUACGCAAAGGCAGACUCGGACGUGGCCGGCUGGAGAGAGCUCUUCACCAAACUGGGAGUGAAAGAUGGCUUUAUCAUCAGGAAGGAGAGGAGGACACUCACACCAAAGGAACUGGCGUCCAGUCCAUGGUCAGUGGAGAGCUCCCGGUGGUGCCAGAGCCGCUCGGAGGGCUGUGUCAUUGAUGAUUACCCCUGUGAGGAGUUCUACAGCCUAGCCAUGGCUCAGCUUCCCGACCCCCUUCUCCUUCAGCAGAGAGCCGCCCUGCUGGAGCUGCUGGCUAACAACUGGGACUCUGGACACCACUACUCCCAGUACCUGACAGCCCAGGUGAUUGACAGAGACGGCCGGACAAUCGCAAGCACUCGCUCCUCUUUCUACUACUACCUGUGCCGCCUGGAGUGGGUGCCAGCACAUCACCCCGUGCAGAGCGGACAAGAGCAGAGAAGCUUCCUGUGCCCCAGCUCUGUGUACCUGUCCUCAGAGGAGAUAAGGGGACUGCUGGGGACGCACGUGUGGUAUGUGGACAUCCAGCCCAGCGAGUUCACCAGGGCACUAGGCAUGAGGAACACGGUGACGGUGGACUCUCUGAUCUCCUACCUGAAGGAGUGGUGUGGGGGGGCCCAGGCUGAGGGAGAGGAGCCUGAAGGGUCAGAGUUCACAUCCACAGUGGAGCACAUCCAUAAUGUGUACUCGUACCUGUACAAGAACUGUUCCCAGAGUGUGCUGAAGGAGCUGUUCCAACACACACCCGCUGUUUUUGUGCUGCUACAAAGGCACAGUGAGGAGUGGUGCUCGGGCCGGUUCUACCACCUGAAGGAUGUAUGCUGGAGCGACCCCACCUCCAUGUUUUUCCGAUACAAAAGCCUGACCCAGAACCCCUCCAGCCCUGUACAGGACCCCCGAGUGCUCGCCCCCUUCUACAACAACCUAGAGGACAUGAAGGAUUUCUUCACCAGGCUGCUGAGCGUGAACAAGAGCCCCAACAUAAAGCAGUACGUGGGCUUGUUGGACGUGGUGUGCUCCUCGUGUCCCAUACCCACCAGUGAGGUCCUGCAGGAUGUGUCUGUGCUCUACGCCACUCUGGCUAACAAGUGCAAAAUGCCAACUACUAUGGACCAGGAUGAGAGCACUCAACCCAGGCUCAACCUUGGAUACUGUUCUACCCUCAAAGGGAUGAUAUCUGAUCUGAGAGUGUUUCCCACUAAGGACAACACAUGGGUGAGUCUGUCCCGCAGGCCCAUGCUCAGUGACAGCAGAGAGCUGGAGAAGGUCUUCAAAGCCCACAAGGAGCUGUGCCUGCUCAACCUGCCCCCAGCCGAGAAGAACACAGCCAAGAAGACCAAGAGCUCCAGGCCUGGCCCCAGUACAACGUUCCAAGAGGAGGACCGGAGCUUGUUCCUGGACAUCUGUGGAAUCAAACCGCUGUCUGCCUGUGUGACCAGUGAAGCCCAAACAGAAAACCUGAGACCCUGCCCCAGUAUGCAAGAGAUGGUGCGCUCUGUGGUGCCUUACAUCCAGAGGUUCUUCUACCACCGAGAAGACCUGUCCGAAGUCUACUUUGAGCUGCAGGAGAGCAACAUCGCACACAAGAUCAAGAAACUCUCCUUUGGACAGGUGGGGAAGCUGUACCGGCGCUACCAGCUGGACCUCCCAGACUCGGACAGCAUCGUGGAGCUGGAGGACGUCGUCUGUCUUCUCAAAGACAACAAGGAGCUGUACAUCCAGAAGGACAACCUGGGAUCCAGGCUGGACAUCUGCAGGGAGCUGGUGAAGCUGUUCUGCUCUGAGGCGGCCCACAGGAAGGAGCUCAUGCACUUCCUGAGCGGACUCAUCACAUCUCUGCAUGACCACGCCGCUUUGAGGAGGUACCUGCAGAAGGAGGACAUCCGAGAGCUGCCUGAGGAAGAGGAGCAGUGGGAGGUCCCCGAGCCGCCUAAGCCCCCUCAGCCUGAGCCCAGCCUGGAGAGAGCUUUCUCCCAGUUCUCUGUGUCAGACGAGACCCCUCGGCCGUCACAGGAGGAUGGGGAGCAGACCCUGGUGUGCUGGCCCCCGCGAGCCUCCCUCUCCAACACAGGAGCCGCACGCAAAGCUGGAGAUGGUGUGGUGGAGGCAGUGAACAAGAUGUGGCCCCCGCCCGCUCCUCCCAAAGACAGGCAGUAUGAGGGCCCCUCAGAGCCCAGGGACCAUGCCUCCAGGGUCCUCUCCAGCCCUGCUCCCAUCAGCCAAGAGAACCAGCCCCGAGCCCCAGAGCACCUGCAGAGGGGACACGGACACAGCCAACAGCCCUCUGCUCCAACCACCAGCACCUCCAGACACACAGAGCCCCCAGAGUCCCGCCACAGAGCCCAGCCUGACGGACAGAGAGCAGAGGAGGCCCCUGCAGCGCCCAAACCUCCCAGCGCUCCUGAACACACCACCACGGAUACUACUGCUGCUACUGCUGCUGCCACUACUACUGCUGCUGCUCCUGCUGCUGCUCCAUCUGCCCUGCCCACUGACAGCUCCAUCCCCACCACUGCCCCCACAAGCCAGGCAGACAGCCCGUACGGAGAACACCCCCACAUAGUCCCAGGUCCAGAGGUGGUGGUGGUGUCCGGUGUGUUCCAGGGCAGUGCGGCUUCAGCAGACCCCCACCGCCCCCCUCUGCACAUGGACUUCCCCCAGUGGAAAGGGGACAUGUCUAUGGAGGACAUGGUGAUCGCCUGUGAGAAGCCCGACACUGUGUUCUUCUCUGACCAGAAGGACCUGGUGGCCAUCGGUGAGUGGGGGGAGCGCCUGGUGCACUCCUUCCUGUUACACUGGUGCAACGGCACUGACCCGGCCCGCCCUUCCUCCGUCUCCUGGUGCAACGAGCGCGGAGAGAGCGGCCAGCCCUACGACUUCCAGCUGUCCUUCACCCAUCCGCACGGAGACGCCACCACCGUCUUCAUUGAGGUCAAGUCCACGGUGAAGACGGACAAGGCCUUCGUGCAUAUGUCCGCCAACGAGCUGGACUUUGCUCUGAAGAAGAAGGAACAAUACCACAUUUACAGAGUGUACAGCGCCGGGGAUGCCCAGCAGGUCCGCCUGUGCCGCAUCCAGAACCUGGCACAGCACCUGCACACCAAGAACCUGGAGCUCUUUCUGUUUGUCUAAAUGGAUCGGCAUUCAAAGAGUCUGCACUAAAACAUGAUGGUGACACUUUAGUCCUGGGACCACGUGUGAAUCACUAACCAAGUGGGAAUCAGUAAGCUAAUUUAGUGGUUUUCACAAAAUGACUUGAAAGAUUUGGUUUUAAAAUGCUGACACUGUAUUUAAUGUAUUUCUUAACUGGUAACUUAAUAUUUUAGUAAAAUUAGAUCAGUUAAGCAUGAUUUUGAAUAUUUUUAACUGCAGUUAUUACAAACAUCUAAUUCAUUUUACCAUAGGGGUACCGAUAGGAGUGGGUGAUGUGCCAAAAAAUAUAAGCUCAAGAUUUUCUUGAAACAGAUCACAUUUUUUAGACUUACUAUAUACUGCCUGUAAGGACUCAAGUCAUCUCCGGCUCUUGAAAGUUCACCCUUCAGUAUGAUUGGUUAACUCCACACUCACUCAGAGACUGACCAAUAGGAGAAGGAGCUGAGGGAAAGUGUCUGAGUUGAGUGCUGCUUUAAAUUAAUGAAAUACUGAAUCGCCAGCUGAUGAUUUCAAUAAAAUAGCAGAUUGUCAAAAGGCUCACGAUUAAAUUUUUAUCACGAAUUCGCCCAACUCUAGGCCCCGACCUGAAAUGUUUAAGAACUCUUAUGUCAGUUAUAGUGGUUAUUCAUCUAUUGGUUUUCUAUUAAUGUGUAUUACAAUAUAGUCUCUGCUUAUAAAAGACGAUAGUGUAUGUGCCAAAGCAUCUGUUGUUACUGCUUAUGUUAAUUAACUCAAGUUUUAAUUUUUCUUUAUGGCUAAAUACUUGUAAAACAUAAGCACAGACAAAAAGCAUUAAUGAGUAAUGAAGGUGCACUUGGUUUUGCACUGUACUAUUAUCCAGGAAUCUGUGGUCCCAGCAUGACUUCCUACUGCACUGAGAUGAGUUUUGAUGUGCCUUUUAAAUCUGAACAUUCCUUGUAUAUUUCAUUUGAUUUGUUGUUGUUCAGUCUUUUGGUGUUUUGAUGGUUUUAUCUUCUGUUUUAUACUUGCACUUUUAAUAAAGCCAUGUUCCAGCGGCUCA
Messenger RNA from Boleophthalmus pectinirostris (great blue-spotted mudskipper), 10365 nucleotides. RefSeq lists its product as uncharacterized. The record is from RefSeq and is a predicted model, not a curated record. The transcript has 50 exons. Bases 432 to 9323 code for a protein of 2963 amino acids. Lineage: Eukaryota; Metazoa; Chordata; Actinopteri; Gobiiformes; Gobiidae.